AUGAUUGAUUCCAGAGACAGGAUUUUGAUUCUCCACAUUCCAAUCUCAUUAAUCAUUUCAUUCACUACGUUAUCAAUUUAUUUGCUUUGCUACACAUUUAGCUACAUAACUACUAUUUUCACAGAUGAAGAGAAUGAGGUCCCCGAGCAGUCUGUGGGUCCUGAAAGUAACCCAGAUGCCUCAUACCCAGACACUGCACCUGCUGCAAGCUGUGAAAGUGAAAAAGGAGUCCAGGCAUCUGUUGAUGAAUCACCAGUGGACAACCUUUUGAAACGGAUAGAAGCAUUAGAGCAAGAACGUGACUUUCUUAGGCACACUCUUGCAUCCGUCUGUGGCAAAGAAAAGAAAAAGAAGAAGAAGAAGAAGGACACUAGUAGUGAGAGUGAUGAGUUAAACUCUUCGUCCUCUUCAUCAUCUUCCUCCCUCCCUUCAUCUUCAUUGGAAGAUGAAAGAUGUAGCAAAAAAAAAUCCAAAAAGAAGAGAACCCAAAAGAACAGGUCAAGAUCUGCAUUCUCUAGUUCUGCAGUGAGAGCCAAGUGUCCAGAUGAUGUUCUCAAGAGAUACAAAAAAGUUCUCCGUGCAUUUAAAAAGGAAGGAAGCAUGACAAGAGCAUUCAUAAAGGUUGGAGUGGACAGAAACACCCUUGCCCUCACUGCAGUUGUGGCUGAGAUUCAAAUCAUCAGCCCAGAAUUUUUUCGCUCCAUCCCUCAGUUCCAGCCUCAGCAAGAGAAGCUUUUUGAUUUUGCCCUGAGGUGCUCAGAGGCCUUGACAACUGAGAUGAAAGCCUCUAUUACCUCAGGAAAAAAGAGUGGAAAACUCCUGCCAAUUAAAUACAAGUUUCGCUAAAAAUAUUGUUCAUUUCUAGUUUAGUUUGAUUUUUUUUUUUUUGAUGAGG
This is a messenger RNA of Carassius auratus (goldfish), 895 nucleotides long. RefSeq names its product coiled-coil domain-containing protein 106-like. Lineage: Eukaryota; Metazoa; Chordata; Actinopteri; Cypriniformes; Cyprinidae. Gene Ontology annotation, cellular component: nucleoplasm. The transcript is spliced from 6 exons. The coding region runs from base 1 to 846 and encodes 281 amino acids. The record is from RefSeq and is a predicted model, not a curated record.